UGCCAAUGAGCGGAUCUCAUCAUAGCUGAAAAUUCAGGAACAUGUGCAAAGAAGCCACCCAAAUGGACAAGAAAUUUGAAUAUUCUCUCUCCUGGCUUUUUCCUUAAGAAUGAGAAGACUGCAGGUAUGAACCUGUCAAAUGUCAUGUGAUCCCCCUGGCCAGUGAGAGCCCCGCAGAGGGAAUGGCAACAGCCUGCUGGGAACUAUGUGGACUGCCAGCUGCCGAUCUCGCUGUUGACAGUAAAAGCAGAUAUGUUCCUUGCUCACUGCCAUUAGUACUGACCAUGACCCUUCACACCAAAACCUCUGGAGUUACCCUGCUGCACCAGAUUCAAGGCACUGAACUGGAGACACUGAGCAGACCUCAGCUGAAGAUUCCCCUGGAAAGAUCGCUCAGCGACAUGUACGUGGAGACCAACAAGACAGGAGUUUUUAACUACCCAGAAGGAGCCACCUAUGAUUUUGGUACUACGGCUCCCGUCUACAGCUCUACCACGCUCAGUUAUGCCCCUACAUCUGAAUCUUUUGGGUCCAGCAGUCUGGCAGGAUUUCACUCCCUGAACAGUGUCCCGCCAAGCCCGGUGGUGUUCUUGCAAACGGCACCCCAGCUGUCGCCCUUCAUCCAUCAUCACAGCCAACAGGUACCCUAUUACCUUGAAAACGAUCAGGGCAGCUUCGGGAUGAGGGAAGCUGCUCCUCCAGCCUUCUACAGGCCGAGCUCCGACAACAGGCGGCACAGCAUCCGGGAGAGGAUGUCCAGCAGCAGCGAGAAGGGGAGCCUGGCCAUGGAGUCCACCAAGGAGACGCGGUACUGCGCCGUCUGCAACGACUACGCCUCGGGCUACCACUACGGGGUCUGGUCCUGCGAGGGCUGCAAGGCCUUCUUCAAAAGGAGCAUUCAAGGGCACAAUGACUACAUGUGUCCUGCCACUAACCAGUGCACCAUUGACAAGAACAGAAGGAAGAGUUGCCAGGCCUGCCGACUGAGAAAAUGCUACGAAGUGGGGAUGAUGAAAGGUGGAAUCCGGAAAGACCGCAGAGGUGGGCGAGUGAUGAAACAAAAACGCCAAAGAGAGGAGCAGGAUUCCAGGAAUGGGGAGGCUUCUUCAACAGAGCUGCGAGCUCCCACCCUUUGGACAAGUCCACUGGUGGUUAAACAUAACAAGAAGAACAGCCCAGCCCUGUCCCUGACGGCAGAACAGAUGGUCAGUGCCUUGCUGGAAGCUGAGCCCCCCCUGGUUUAUUCUGAAUAUGACCCAAACAGACCAUUCAAUGAAGCCUCUAUGAUGACCCUGUUGACCAACCUUGCAGACAGAGAAUUGGUGCACAUGAUCAACUGGGCAAAGAGAGUUCCAGGAUUUGUGGAUUUAACACUCCAUGAUCAGGUCCAUCUACUGGAAUGUGCCUGGUUAGAGAUACUGAUGAUCGGCUUAGUCUGGCGCUCCAUGGAACACCCAGGAAAGCUUUUGUUUGCACCUAACCUGUUACUGGACAGGAAUCAAGGGAAAUGUGUAGAGGGCAUGGUGGAAAUUUUUGACAUGCUGCUGGCUACUGCUGCUCGGUUUCGCAUGAUGAACCUUCAGGGGGAGGAAUUCGUGUGCCUUAAGUCCAUCAUCCUGCUCAAUUCUGGUGUGUACACUUUUCUUUCCAGCACCUUGAAAUCUCUGGAAGAGAAAGACUAUAUUCACCGUGUCCUGGACAAAAUCACAGAUACUCUGAUCCACUUAAUGGCUAAGUCAGGUCUUUCUCUGCAGCAGCAACACAGACGACUGGCUCAGCUCCUCCUCAUCCUCUCUCACAUCAGACACAUGAGCAACAAAGGAAUGGAGCACCUGUACAACAUGAAGUGUAAGAACGUGGUUCCGCUCUACGAUCUCUUGCUGGAGAUGCUGGACGCUCACCGGCUGCAUGCGCCAGCAGCCAGGAGUGCUGCGCCUGUGGAGGAGGAGAACAGAGGCCAGCUGACAACUGCAUCAGCCUCAUCUCAUUCCUUGCAGUCUUUCUAUGUUAGCAGCAAAGAAGAGGAAUAUGCAGAAUACAAUAUAAAUGGGAGUCAGCAUAUACAGUGGUAUGGGAAACCAGCAGUGUUCUACCUAGCUCAUGCUUCAUUUCAUCUACAGUGCCACCUUUGAAAACACUCCAGUGACAACAGACACCAGCAUUUUCCAUAUGAGUGUUUGUCAAGCGCUUGCCUAAAUUGAUUGCUUAUGCUAAAUGGAAGACAUUUCAUUACCAUGGAUAGCCAGGAAGGAUUGUCUGGCUAACUUGAUUUAAAAUUUGCAGUGUUUUAAUUUAAUUUUGCAUCUUAUUUGGGUAACUAAGUCCUCAUCUGAAGCAUACAUUCAUUUUGCUAUAAAUUGAUAGGCCAUACCACCUAUGCAUAUUGGUAUCUUCAUGAGUGGUGGUCUUUGUUAAUAUCCAUCCAAAAUCCUGAGCUCACUUAGUCCUUUACUUGCUUGAAACUUUGAAGCAAUUUGGUAGAGAUUGUGGAUGACUUUUUGGGCAGUGUAAAGAGAAAGUUACCUGGCAUCUGUGUGCCAUAGGGAAGCUGCACUGUGAGAGACUGCCUUCGUGAGUGAGAUUCCUGCCUCUUCUCUUCCUACAGUAUAAAGGAACUGCUGUCUGAGAAUUAUAGUAUUUUACCUCGCUGGCUUACAUCACCAGACAACUCCCUUUCAACCUCAUUCUGACCAAACUCUUAGGUACCCUUACCAUAUCCUCCAGAUGAAUUGCUUUGCAUGCAUGCUAUUUUGUCUGAUCCUAGAAAGCUAAAUAAUUUUGUUGCCCAAGAGUGUAAAUCCAGGACAACAUGGCAAACAGUGAUAACAUAGAGAAUUACUCUUGAAUCAGACCAGAUGAUUACAAAAAUCAUGAGGUCUUUUAAAAAGGUCUUCACACACAUGCAGGAUCCAGCACUAUUUACAAAAAAUCCCUCCCCUAUCCUGUGCUUUGUUGUGCUACAAAGCAAGGGGUGAGGAUGCUAGUGUGAGACUGGCACGGAAGGAUGGGAUGAUCCCUUCCCACUCUAGCAGAGUGUGGUGUAACUGUGUGUGGGAGGGCUAGCAUUGCAGUCAGAGCAGCAGGUUUUUCUUUGCCUUGGCAUUCUUUGGCUCUUGUUGUGGCAUGCUUCAAAAUCACUGCUAAGUGCCAGCUCACCUGUGACACCAACACUAGGCAAUGAGCCUCGCACAUGGUGCAGACUUUGGGACUGCAUGUUCAGAAAGAUGAAUCUUUCUCCAUGCAUAUCUGUAGCUCCUAAGGAUAUUCAUAAGGAUCAGUUUGAUUCUUCAGACCAACUGUAAAUAUACAAAAGGUCCACUGACAUCAAGAGUUUCAACAAGACGUGAAAGAGACUGAAGAACUCCACAUGAUAUGCUAUCCAAAGUAGGAGUUGGUGCUGCUGUUUGACUGACUCUGUGCUAGAAAACUAAAUGUCAGGGAACUUUGCUGGGUACUGGAAUGAGAUUAUUACAUAUGCCAGGGUUAUUUUACUAAUGUAAAUGAUAAACUUUGCCUGUGCUAUCUGCACUUCUGACUUACAGGUGCAGAUUGGGAGUUAGCACGGACCAGGGACUAUUCCAACAGCUGGUUGGAAGAAACUGCCCUACCAGUGAGGCUGUUUUCCUAGCAUAUGUGUAGGCUGCUCCAUAGCAGCUGGCAACAGUGCUAGUGAAAUGGUUCAGGGAUGCUUUUGCUAUAGUUGAAACCUUUAUGUUGAUUGGAAUAUCCCGUAGAAACUCAAUAUAGGAAACAGUGCAAGUUAUGCCAUACAGGAGUGCCUAUGUCUAAUCACACUCCCUGUCACACAGGCAGAGUCUGUGUGCGGUGAGAUCAAGUUUCACAGCAGUUGUGAAGGCAGCAAGGCAUAGGACAGGUCUGUGCUUCAAUUAAGCAUUCAAUUCUUUAGUGAAUGUACAUAAUGGUGUCUAUAAUAGUUUAAUGUACAUAUCUGAGGAUAUGAGCAGUUUGAAAGCCUAAAGCUACAUGCUACCAAUGUUUGAGAAGAUUCCUUGAAAAAUGCCAGCCUAAACAUGUGAAGCGAUCCCCGUAAGUUCAUAGGCCUUUUCUUGAUGCAUAUGAUGGUGUCAUUUUUUUCUGAAUGUGCUGCAGAUUUUGUCUUUUUGUGUGUUCAGUAAAAGCAUGCGUGUGUGUGUACGUGUGUGUGUGUGUGAGCGCUUAUUUGGUACCUAAGGGCUUUUUGAAGGCUCCUAAAUGUCAUGAAAGAAAAUGGAAAUUUUGAGUUUUUUUAGUGGCUGGUUUUCAUAUGUGUUAGAAAAACCAUGAGUUUACUGAAAUGAGUGCAGGCUAAGAUCUGAAUGGAGCACAGGAAUCCCUGUAGUUAAAUUCAUGUGCUUACACCGUCAUCAUUUACUUGUAACUUAGUGUGCAUUAGAGCUGCUCUUUAAAUACUGUCUGUACAUGCAACUUGUUGUCUAGGCUAGAACACACAGAUCAGGCUCAUAAGCUGGAAAACAAAUUGGUUUAAAUGAAUGCCUCCCUUCCUACAUCCCAGAAUGAGUAAUUACAUUGAUUCAAGUGUAAAUUUGACCUGGAGCAUAAAAGGUAUUACACAGAGAGCAAUUCACAACAGAGGGUCAGAUUUGGAUGAUACCAUAGAGGGAAAGUACCUUUACUCUCAUGAGAUUUUCCUAGUGAAGAUGGAAAAGCAUGAUUUGAAGUGGUAUGCAGCAGUCAGAAGGGUAUCAUAAUGUGUCUUGGAAUAUAUAGAAUAAUAUCAGUCAGCUCACAAUAACUAUUAAUUCUUUCCUGGGAUCAGGCCUUACAAGGAAGCAAUUUAGCUUUCAUCCAGUCCUCUCAUGUUUGUGGUAGCAACACUGAAGGACAACCUAGAAAGAGUGAUUCCCAGUAAUACAUUAAUUUACCUUGGGGCAGAUUUAGGAUCCAUGUCAUUAACUUUUUAUUGAAGCAGCACCUUAAUGAAUAUAGUAACAUUCCCAGAGUUAUCUAUAAAGAUGGCCCCCAUAUCAGACAGAUGAAUGUAGCUAUUUAAUUGAUUAAAUAAAGUCAAUGAUACAAAAAUCACUUUUUCAUAUGUAUUUCUGAAUGAUGCUCUCAUGUAUGCAAACAAUUGUGCCUGACAUUUGGUAAUUGCUAUUUCACACGAUGCUAUUUUAUGUGUGUGUAUAUAUAUAUACAUAUAUACUUUAUAUUUGCAGCUGACAAACCAGUACUACCUGAAUAUCUGGUGCUGGAUAUUACAUAAAAAUAUAUAGCAUGUAAAAAGAAAGAAAACUUUUCAAGGCAGCUAAUUAUGCUUUUACCAAAACAUUCAUAGUGAUGUCUCUGGACAGCUAACAAAAUAAUUAUUUUGUAAUGUUUAUACAUGGAUUUUUUUAAAAAAACAAAAACAUCAAAAAACAAACCCUCUAGAAACAUAGGCAAUGUAAUACCAGCACAAGGCAAACAUAAAUAGACCAGACGAAUUUGCUGUGCUUGAGAACAUGGUUGUUACUGAAGUAUUGCAAAAAGCUUGGGAGGUAGAAGAGGAGAUAGGGAGAUGUGUAGCACUUAGUGGCAUCAGAAUAUGUGGUGUUUGAAUAUGUGAAAGCUACUCUGGUUUAUAGUGGUUUGAGCCAUGUCUCAAUGUUGCAGACUUUGUCUCAGGUAAAACUCCCAGUUGGGGUAGUAAGAUUUGUACUCGGGUAACAUAGUUUAAUGAAAGUUUUUUGGUGUGUGUUGUGAUAAAUUUACUAUUAUGUUUCAGUGACAUCACUUGAUGAUUUUUCUUCUUCUCUACAAUGAGGGGUUUAAAAGUGUAAUUAAAGAAAUAAUCCAAACUGAGCUCCCAAGGAUAUUGCAAGGACUGUCAGCAGAUCCCUGGACCAUGAGUUGAAAAAAAGCAAGCAAAAAAACCCAAACCAUCCCCUUCAUAUGAAUCAGGAUUUGUACUGGAGCCUCCAUCCAUUUCAGUUGAUAGCAACUAAUUCCUUAAGAUCUGUGCCAAAUGUUUAAAAAUAAGCAAACUACCAACAAAAUAAAAAAUCUGCCUCAGUAGGUCUUUAGUCUUAUUGCAGGCUUUGUGAGAACAUGGCAAGCCCCUCUGUGUAUAUAAUUUCCUGCUUUAAAAUUAGAGUGCAAACUUAACAUACACAUAAUGGGUUUUGUAUAUAAGGCAUUCUCAGCUGAAUUUGUGUGAAGUGCAUUUCUUACUUUGAAUAAAGACACUGAUGUUUUCAAUGCUCUCUACAACCGUGAUAUGGCUGUACAGAUAUUGAGUCAACACAUGUAAUAGAAGGGUGAUGUUAACAAUGGUAUCCUAAUACAAACCAAUCUUUGCUGUCACCUGCAAGUGUAGCAUAAUCUCAAAUUGAUCUCAGAGUUUAAAAUUAAUGUUUUCCCAAUAUUAAUAUCCUACUCUUUCUACUCACAGUUCCCUUUCAUCCUUCAAAUGUAGGUAGCCUUAUAUCCUGAAGGUUGUUUUCAAAGUGAUUGUUACCCAUAAAGGGUACUUGGUUUUGCACUGUGUUAGAGACAUAUUACAUUCUUUUGCAUUCAAAUGUGCCUAAAGAAAAUAAAUAAACAAAAAUUUAGAAAAAUAUAUAUGCUGCCAUCUUGCAAAUUAGAAAAUUCUGCAAUCCUGUGUGCCUAUGAUUAGAAGUCUGUUUCUUCAGAAAGUGCCCAUUGAAAAAGGAAGGGAUAGACUGCUGGUCACGAGACUUGCAUUACCAAGCCACUUUAUGUAUUACCUUAUUGUAUGUACUAUGAAACCAAUGCUUUUGUGUGCACUAUGUAGUCUGUCAAUGCAAAGUCCUUUCUUUGGUAUAGGCUCAGCUGUCGUAAUGUAUUUGUCAAAGUAUUCUGUUCUUUCACUGAUGCAUAUGAAAUUUUUGACAACUUUGGUUUUGGUGAGGUAUAUUUUUCUUUGUUUUGCGCCUAAAAAAGUUCUAAAAAAGUCUAAAUAAAAAAUAUGGUAGGCUACCUGAUUGGUGCAAGAUUUUUAUCAAUGUAUUUGAUGUUGAAAAUAAAGAAUUAAUCAGAAUAUAUUGUUCAAUUUUGUUAUAUUUUGCGUGUUUAAAAAAUAUGCUUCUCUGCUUAUUGUUUUCCAGUGGGCAGCAAAAUGGUAUACUGUUUUUGAAAGAAUUAGAAUGUGUCUGUUUCUGUGCAUCUAAAUGAAAGUUAAAACUGUUUCUUAGUUUCCUUUCUUUCCCUGUAAAGAAUCAGAGACUCCAUAUCUAGAGUCAAAACCAAGCUAAGCGUAGUCUCUAGUAAUCCUAAUGACACCAAGAAAGUUAGCUAAGUACCUAUUACUUUAUGUGCUUUAAUGUUCUUAGUAUUUUGGUUACAUUCCUUAUUUUGGCUUGUGAAAUAGAUUAUGGCAGAAGAGAAAAAUUGUGUGAGUUUAGCCUUCUCUAGCUGGCUGCCACUUCCCAUGAGCUAGCUUACAUCAAGGGAAAUAGUACUCCUUUCCCAAGUGAAACAAAUCCUCAGGAAAAAAAAAUUUCUUGACUAAGGCAGUGGGAAGGGAUGAAGUGAAAUGAAAGAUUCUUUUAUUGACAUAAGACCACUUUGAACUCAACUCUAUUCUGUAAAACAAUCUAAAAAUUAUAUUUGGUGUUUGCAAAGAAUCAAACCAAUAAUCUAUAGCAUUUGCAUACAUACUGACAUAUUUCAAUAAUUGCAGUAUAUAUAUUUAUCAGUAACAUGGAGAGAAUAUGGUCCCUAUAUUGAUUAUUUUUAAUCUAUUUUCUGUGCUGUGCUGGUUCAACAUAGGACUAUUGGCUCAUAGGUUCUUUUCUUAUAUGAAUAUAUAUGUAAAAGCUCUUUGGUUUUAUGCGAUGUUUCAUUGUACUUAACUUAAAAGGAAAAAAUUAUAAGAUGGUUACCUUGAUUCCAAGUAUCAUCUCCAUGGAAGACAAGACAGGCAAUAUACUUAGUUCAUGCAAAACUUCACCUAAUUUGCUUGUUAAAGCAAAUAACCUAUUCAGACUCUUAAAAGAAUGCUGGGGACUGUUGGGAUUUUUAAGUGCUGAGUAGAACUGAAAAUGGUUCCAAAUAAUGUCAUUGUUUUGCAAUACACUUCCAUAACAAAGAACUUGACUCCAAGUUGCCUCUUUGGCCACAAAGGGCACAUCAGAGUAAUAGGAACUAAUUGCACAUGUACAUGUGCUCAUAAUAAAGUAAUUUUCAAUGCUGAUUCAAAAUAACACCAUCUCAUUUUAACCACAGGACCAAACAAGCACUUGCAGUUCAUGGUGAAAUGGCUUAAGAAGACAGUUGCUAUAUAAUACUAAACUUAGAGACUUAACCUAAAAAAAGUAGCUAGAUCAGAGAAUAUUACUGCAAAAUCAAAAAUAUGGCACUCCUAAAUGAAGAAGUGCACAGAUAAAGUUUGAACAUACUUACCUCUGCAAAAAUGGUAACAAUUUGAAUGGGCAAAAGAUUGCACACUGCCUGGGAUUACACACUGAGGUUAGGCAUUCUUUUGCCCAUCUCUUUCUGCAGCAUGACACGACAAUACAGCAUCACAGUGCAGUGAGCUAGGAAUGUGUCAGUGGAGACUGUCUAGUCCAAUUCCUGGCUCAGAGCUGGAUCACCUAAAGCAGAUUUCUCAGGGCCAUGCCCAGCUGAAUGUUGAAUAGCCACAAAAGGAGAUUCUUCUACCUCUUUGGGCACCCUUUUCCAGUGUUUGACGAUCUUCAUGUUAUAAAAUACUUUGCCUGUGCUCAGAUGGAAUUUCAUGUAAUUUAAUUUGCAUCCAAUGCCUUCUGCCCUGCCAAUUGGAACAACUGGAAAAAGUCAGUCUCACUCACUUUCAUUCCCUCCCAUGAUGUGUCUUCUGUGAUGGGAGAAGGUGGAUGAGAUGUCACCUUGCUCAGACACCCAGAACUCACCAGGACUAAUGCCUCUGCAGCCAGGCAGGGCACAUUUCAAUAGUCAGGAGCCAUCUGAGACUCCAGCUUCAUUCCCAAUUUUUUGCAUCUGUUGGGUGAAGAAAUUUGAAAAAUUUUACAGGAAGGACAUUCCUUUCUAUUUCACUGCAAAGCUUUUACAACUAAAACUCCUGAGUCCAUCAUCCUUGCUUCCCUCACGGCACACUCAACACCUUACAGGGCAGCUUCCCCAGGGGAUCCUGGACAAGUUGGCAUCCCCCACACCCCUUCUUUCUCUUUUAGCUGACAUGUAAGUGACAUCUGUCUUGUUCUAGCAUAUUUCAUUCUAUUUAACUAAUUAGAAAGGUAAGACAUAAUUAAGGCAUAAUCAAAGAAAAUAUUUGAUUUGACUGCUUUUCUUUCCUGUUAAUUCAGGCAAUCCUCAUAAUGCAAUGAUAACAGCUUCUUCAUGGGCUAAAGCCUCGGUGUGCUCAGUCAGUGGGACACCCUCCCUCAUUAAGAGCCUUUUGGCCACGCUUACUCCCCAAAAUUAAAAGAUAGAUUUAAUUUUUUUUUCCUAUCCAGAAACUGCAACAUUAAAAGCCCCAUGAAACAGCUGUUACUUAGGCUGGAAACGCUUUACAUUGCCUUCCUCUGCAUUACACUGCUUGUCUCCACCACCUACACAGUGAAGAGGAGAGGAAAAUCCAAACAUAUAAAAUAGCACUCAUCAGAGUGCUCACAUAGAAAGAAUGCCCAAGGAAGGUCACUGCCUACGUGUUUUUUCUUAUCCCCAGCCAGGCUCCAAUUACUACCAUUCACCACGGCAUCCUGCAGACACAAAGGCUCAAGUGUAAAAAUGGUCAUGAAGUCUUCAGGAAAAUUGACCAUCAAAAUAAUAACAUUUGGCACUUAGCUCAGCAGGAACAAGGCUAACUAGCCUUCAUGUCCCUUUAAGAACUUUGUGCUGCAGUAUUUAGGUGUCAUUCUGCUAAUGUCUUCAUUUCUGCUGGCAUACAGGUGAUAUGAAAUUUAUCUCCUGCUGUCUUCCAUUCCUACACAUUUGUGAAUAACUUCAGAAUGCUGCCAUUUUAACCAGAUGAAAAAUGUGCAUAUGAGGGAAGGAUGUGUUUUCAGGCAUUUUUUUAGCCAGAUUUUGCAAUGCUUUUGGGACGAAGGUAUUUAGCUUCUCUACAGAAAAAGAUUGAAUGCUACUGUCUAAAACAAAAAAGAAUGUGACAAGAAGCAAAUCUUUAUAUUUUUCACUCACCUCUUCAAAACCUGUGUCAUCUAUGGAAAGAUGAACGAGUAUGUUAUACUCUAGAGAAGAGCAAAAAGUGCUGUCCAUUUUGUGGUAAGAGAGCACAUAAAAGCUUGAAAGUUUAGCCAUUCAUAGGAAAGCAGGAAAGACUGAAUUCCAGUCUGUCCUUAUAGGAUUAAUUUUUGCUUACAUUAAAUCUGAAAAUAGGAAAAGAAACGAUGGCUCAAAAAUAUCUUGUUUGUAUGUAUGUAUGUAUGUAUGUAUGUAUGUAUGUAUGUAUGUAUGUAUAUAUGUAUGUAUGUAUGUAUGUAUCUAUCUAUCUAUCUAUAUCUAUUUAUCUAUCUAAUCUAUCUAUCAUCUAUGUAUCUGUCUCAACCAAAAUCCUGCAGCAUCAUGCUUUCUUCCAGUACUUUUUUCUCCCCUUGCCCCCAUAAUCUUCGUAUCUGCCAGCACCAUGCUUCAAGUUUAGCGAAAGACUCAAAAUCGCAACCAUGGUUUAACCUGCAGCUCUAUGGCCAGGAGAGCUUCCCAGACAAUUUCUGAAUUGUUUAUAAAAAAAACCAACUAAAGCCAUGAAUGUUCCACUUGGAUAGCCUUGCGAACACUUAUAUAAAAAAGUGGACUCUGGUAGGUUUAAUUCCAGCUGUUUUUUAAAACAUCCUUUCUAAAAACAAAGGAAUGGAAAACCCCACAAUUUCAACAUCCAUAACAGCAGUCUCCCAGGAAUUACAACAUGCCAGAAAACAAAAAUUUGCCUGAUUUGAGUAACCUGUGUGAAAGCUAGAUCCACAUCUGCAUGAUCCCUGACCAGAAGAGCUCUCUGGUGCACCUCUCCCUCCUCACCAAGGACACUUUUGAUACAAGCAAUGGACAAUACUUUCCUAAAGCAUCCUGUCUUUCAAAAAGUUAAAUGUGCUAGUGUAAUUCAGACAUCACUGUGGUCAAAUCCAUUUGCUGUGUUUCAGAUCUUUAAAUAGAUUCUUACUUGAACAAAGCAGUUUUGGCCAAUUUAUUUCUGGAAUGAUAUAUUAGCUGGCACCAAACAAUAAAUGCUACAGCUUUCAGUUCCUAUCUGCUUUUAGAGCUACCAUCUAACAAAAUUCAAAUUUCUGUCACUUAACCAGGCUGUAGUCUAUGACAAAUCUUCAGUGCUUCAGCUAGCAGUUAUUAAUUUCCUUAUAUCUUGUUUCACAGGUCUUUAUCUACUCCUUUCUGGGAAGACAAAUGAAUUCUCUAAAUAAUUCCUAUUUAUUUAUUUAUUUGGGUAUAUUAUUAAAACAUUCUAAUGUUCUUAACAUUAUGACCACAGCACUACUUCUUCCAAAUACAGGUUUCAUGCCUAUGUCCCUCUGGGUCUAAUUACAGCCAAACAGGGCAACAACAACAGAAUUCAGCUGGCUAAAGUGCAUUUCACAACAUGCUGCCAACGUUAAAACCACUCAGCCAGUGCCCAGACAAGUUCCCUUAUGGAGGGAACUCUAUGCCUAUAAAACACACACAUCACUCAAAAGAUCCCUCCCUGCACUCUCCUUUCCCCCUCAAUUUACACAAAUACGGCUUUGGAUGAAUUCUGUAUUUGACUGCUGCCAAACCAUCCAGCUUAAAUCAAAACUCACUAUCCUGCCUUUUUCCUUUCCAUAACCUUUUGCUUUAAACACCAAAUAAAAUAUGGUAAGUGCCAGAAAGAGAGCAGAUCAGGGGUUUCUAUUGCUUUAGAAUCUUUAUUUCUUCUCCUUGACUUGUUCUUAUUUCUCAGAAUCCUCCUACAGUUGCUACGUCCUGAUAGUAUCUGUAGUUUGAAGGCUGUGAGCAACCAGUGUCGGUUAUGCCUUUGAACACACAGACACACAUCCACUCAGAUGCACAUGAUGAUGAUGAGCAUGUUGAGAGAUGCUAUCAGUUGUAAACAGAUCUCUCAACCACAAAUAACACAAGACUGAGGGCCAGGGAUGACGGAUCAUAAGCAAGCCCGGUAUCUUUGUUCUCGUUCAAUAGCCAGAUGCAGAAAAACACUCUAAGGACAGAGAGAGCGAUACUGCUCACAAGGUGUUCACAAAGCUGGAAAGGUGGCAAACCAGUGGUGAGGAACUAUUGAUCUGCUGCAGAAAGAAGCUGUUAUCACUGCUGGAGCAGGGUGGGGAAUAGGUAAUGUGUAUCAUCAUGCUCACAGCUAUGAGGAAUGAGGGCACACUACUUCUGUCAAGUUGAGAUCAUUUGUACUCCUAACAUUGUCAGAUGUCUCUAAAUAUCACUCUGCCUUCAGAUUUUGCAAAGCAUGGUCCACAAAUGAAGCUCCACAAAGAGAUGCAGAGUGUCCAGGGUAAAUCGUGCUCAUUAUUUUUCGCUAUUAUCAAUACAAGCAUAAUGACACAGUGCCUUGAUACUACAGUCUGAAGUCACUGAGCAACCUUUUAAUACUCACUAGCUCUGAGGUGACUAAAAGCCAAUAAGCAAGGUUCUGAGUUGCCAGGUAUGUCUAGCUGGGGGGAUGAUUAAACCACUACAGAAGUGACUGCAUUUAUCUACAGUAGAAAAGGGGAAAAAAAUACAACAUAGUUAUGACCUGAGCUCCCCAAGAGGCAGUCUACUUUCUCUGUGCAUGAACACACAAUGUCAAUACAGAUCCAGAGUUCAGCAGCUCCUCCCUUUCCUCAUGCCUUGCAGGAGAGGCUGGAGGUGCAUCAUCAGAAAUCAGCCCUUGUGUUUAUAGAGCCCAAGUAGGUGACGCUUCAGAAAGAGGAGAGGUGUUGGGUUGCAGGCUUAUCACAGAGACAGGGCAUCUCGGAUUCUAACUUGUGCACCAUACUUAGAGAGUUUUAGCAUCCUAUUAUCAGGAUGAGAAGGAUGCCCAGGCUGCCAAGCUGGCUAGUGCCACUGGCUGCAACGCUUGAUACCUUUCUGCGUGUGUUUUUUUCCCCUACAGCUGCCCUCUUUAACCUCGUCCAUGCUGUGGUGAUAAAUGCAUAUACUGGUAUCUCGUGGGGAUUUGAAACUCAAGGUAGACUUCUGAGUCACUGGUGCACUUGGGAUGGAACUUGAGGAGAGCCUGGCCACUUAUUUAAAUUUUGCCUUCUUUGUGUUAGUUUUUAGGGUCAAGAUCCAAUUCUGCAAAAUCACAUGUGCUCUUCCUUGUAGCCCAAAUGUGUGUUCCUUAUCUAUGUCUACUGAGUGAUUAUGAAUAUUAAUCUAGACUAGCAUUACUUCUGAAUAGCAAUGAAGGAAACUCAGCCUUGAAAAGAACACAUACUUGUGUCAGUCCAGACUUGUGUCUUGGACAUUGAAAAUAUUUCGUAAGCAUACAUAAACCUUUACACAAAAAUGUUAAUGUUACACUUAUGUGGAAAGGAAGCAUUAUUUGGCUUGUCCAAAUGCUGGAAUUCAGCUUGUGGUUCCCUACCUCUGACCACCUACUCAUUACAGCUCAAAGGAUGACAUGCCAAAAAGUAAUUUUACAUAACAGCAAUUAAUGUGCUUGUAAUUUUUUUCUGGCCUUGUAAUUUCUGUCAUGCAAGCCAAUAUAUUCUAAGCAGGACCACUUACUCAGAAGAAAAAUUCACAUUGUGUGUGUCAUGGCUCCAAAUUCCCCCAACUUAUUAAAGAGCAGUAGUGUAGAGUCAUGCUCUGUAUUUUUUUUUUCAUAAUUGAGAAGAAUCCUGCUCUUUCAAAGUCGAGUUCUGACUGAUAAGCUGGGCAGAGUGCCAUUGAGUAGACUGCAAGUUUUUGCAAUAGUUCUGGAAAGGUAAUGAGUUUUCAAUUUGUUCUCUUAUUCUUCUAUUUACAUUUAUGUUUUGGGCCUAUUCCACUAAAAUAAUGAUGGUUAAAAUGAAAAAAUCUAUCUUGGUAUUGAGCUGCUAUGGAGAAUAUAAGGAAUAUCAGAAUAUCAGGUUUCCAGUAUACCCACAGGAAAAAAUCUCUUUCAGUGUGGAUUGGCACAACUCCAAUUGUCAAAGAUUGCACAUUGUCAAAAUUUGAGUGCAUACACAGAAAUAUAGAUGGAAAACACCCCAUACAGGUGAGAGGGAACUUAGAGAAGCAGCUUGAAAAAAAGAAAAACCUGAAGUGAUGAGUCAUUAAUCCAAAACAUGUACUGCUUUCAAUAUCAGCACAACUUGUAAUGUGAUACUUUCCCAUGUAUUCUGCCAGCUGUCAUUUUCCAGAUCUUGUCAUUCAAACAUAUACCUAAUGCCAUUAAUUUGUUACAGAAUUUUUUAAUUCUUUUUUGAAGCGCAUAUGGAUGUCUUUUUUUUUUUUUUAUACCAUACAUAUCUCAUUCUAAACUCAGAGGUUUCCAUAGUUGUCAUUAAAAAGCACGUAGACAAAAUAUUUUAUGGUAUCUAUAAUAAAUGCAAAGAAAUCAAUACAAACAAAACUUGGCUUAGCAAACUGUACAUACAUAAAUAUGUUGUUUUUCAACUUGACAUU
Messenger RNA from Zonotrichia albicollis (white-throated sparrow), 14514 nucleotides. The record is from RefSeq and is a predicted model, not a curated record. Lineage: Eukaryota; Metazoa; Chordata; Aves; Passeriformes; Passerellidae.